Molecule: messenger RNA, 4383 nt
Organism: Cryptosporidium muris RN66
Lineage: Eukaryota; Apicomplexa; Conoidasida; Eucoccidiorida; Cryptosporidiidae
Exons: 1
Coding region: 1-4383 (1460 amino acids)
Source: RefSeq, a predicted model, not a curated record
AUGAGUGUGACUUUAGGGUCGAUUCUGUUCCCUGAACGUCGAUUGGCAGCACCUGAUAAUCGUAGGGGAAUCCAUAGUAAAAGGAAGAAACCUAUAAAUUUUAUUAAGAAUCAGGAACAAACACCAAAACAGCUUACAACGCGCCUCCUAUUGGAUGAUGAAACUAUUGGUCCUCAAGAUUUUCUUACACUAUUCUCUAAUGAUGACAUACGUAACACUGAACAGUUUUGGGAAGCAAUGGAACGUGUGUUCUAUCCCAUAGAUGAAAGGUGGCUUAAAGUUCUAGAAUUUACGGGGCGUCCAGAUGCAAAACCUCCAUGUGAAAAGACUUCUAUAGGUAUUCAUUUUGCAUAUAGAUGGGCAUUACAAGACUUAUUUGAUAUUGAAGAGCUUUUUAUUUUACUUGGUAUUAAUAAUAGAAAUAACGAAGAUCAUAGUAUUAGUGAAGAUAAUACCAACAAUAAAGAUGAGGUUAAUAUAAUAACUGAAUCAACAAUGACAGAAUUUUUAUUUAGAUUAAAUUUACCGACACUUGAAAUCCCAGGAAUGGAUCCUAGAAGUAUUAAUAAGUUAGAACUACAUUCUAAUUUAAUGAAUGUAGAUAAAUCUACAAACGAAACUAAUAAAUUAUCAAUACCUACUUCUGAAGUAGAUAAUCAUGAUAUUUUGCGUCAGGAAAUAUAUAAUACCUCAAAAUUCAAUGUAUUAUUUGAAGAAUGGAAAGUUACAUACAAUAGAGCUGUAUAUAUUGAACAUGAAUUAGAUAAAAUAAUUAUAGAUUUAAAAGCAUCUAUUAACAAGGGACUUAGUUUGGAUUUUUCUAGAAGAUCACUAUCUAGAUAUCAUAGGAAGGUUUGCAGAGAGUAUGUGAUAAGAGCUUUACAUUAUCAUAGUAUAAAACAGUUUAUUGACUCACUAGAGGAAAUUUUAUAUUAUGACGCUAAUAAUAAUGAAUAUUUAACUACAUGGGAUGAUGGUGAAUCAGUUAGAGUUUCUUGGAUUAAACAAGAUCAACUUUUACAAUUACUUUUAUUUAGGAAAAAUACUUUGGAAAGUAAAUAUUUCGUAAGUCUUCCAAAGGAUCAGGUUGCAUAUGCAAGUUAUAAAUGUGAUAAUAAGAUCUUUGAAUAUCUAUACAAUUCAGGUUUAACUCCUAUAAAUAUUGAGAACAGUAAGAUUUCAUCUGAAGAAUAUAAUUCGUCACAAAAAGUAACUGAAGACAAAUAUUUAAGUAAUGAUAAUAUACCUAAUAGUUCAGCUAAUAUUGAUACUUGUGAAUAUUCAACAUCUGAUAACUCCACUCAAUAUUCUAAUAUAAGAAGUUCUACAAAUAUAUCUAAUCAAGAAAAUAUUAUUAGAUCUCCUCCUUUAGGAUGUAUCUCUUUAACAAGGGUACCACUUUGUCACUAUUGCAGACGUGGAAGUACAAAAUUGAAAUUUUCUAGAUGUCCAUCAAAAAUAAAAUAUUCAGGUUCUCUUUCUUCUAAUACUAUAAGCUCUCUAGAUAUUUCAGCUAAUUCGAGUAAUUCUUUAGCUAUUUCAUACUCAUCUCGUUCAUUAAUUCCUUGGGCAACAUCUAGUGAAAUACAAGAUAAAGAGGAGUUAGUAUUUCCAUUGAAAACACAUAAGUCGAAAACGGGUUAUAACACAUUUGGAUCUUUGUCACCUCAGAAAAAUUGCAACAAUAAUACUCAUAUAUGUAGAGUUCCAUCUAAUCAAAUUUGCAAUAUUUGUCAAAGUUUUGGGACUUCUAAAGAUCAGCUAAAUGAAUCAAAUGAUGUAUUUAUUACUCGUGGUAUUACUUUGAAUAAUUGUUGGCGUAUGUAUUGUUCUGAUUGCAUACUGCAUAAUUUUUCCUCUAUAAUUAAACAAAAGUAUUCCAAUGGAGUGUUACUUAGGUAUUAUUGCCCCUUUUGCAAUGGGACUUGUAAUUGUGAAAGAUGCUUAAGAAAUCAACAACUCAGAAAGCUCAAAAAUUACCUGAAAACACACUUUUGUGGUCAUUUUGUUCAAUGUUCUAUUCCAAAUAAAUUAUUUGGUAGGGAAAUUACUUGGUAUGAAUUUAUGAAGCAGUUUGGAGGUUCUAAGUAUAUCAUUGAGGAGGAUUCACAAAAUAUCAUUUCAGAUACAUCCAAUAUACCCUGUAAUAAUUUAGAUUAUGCAUGUUAUUCUUAUAUCAGUAAUUUAUAUUUAAGGCUUUCAAUAACUGAAGAUACACACUUAGGCUCUUUAUGGCUACAAGCCAAUAAUAUUUCUGUUCAAACCUCUCAAUCAAGUGAUAAUAAAGAUUCUUCCAAUACAAAUACGAAAAUUAAACCUUGUUCUUCAAACAAGCAGACAAACUCCUCGAUUUCAAGAAGUAAAUCUAGACAACGUAGUUCUUUGAAUAGUUCCAAUAGAUAUAGACGUUCUACAACUGGGAAUAGCUCAACUUCAGAUAUAUCUCAGGUAAAUUCAAUUGGAAGACAGACAUCAUGUAUACCUUCUCAACAAACAACAGCUCCAUCUAUAUAUAUACCUAAAGAAGUUAUGAAAGAACCUACUGGAGCAAGCGGAAUGUCAGUAUUGUGGAGUUUACGUUCUGUUUUAUGUCAUAAUAUUAGUAAAUGCUACAAAGAUUGUGCAAGAAAUGUGGAAGCCUGGGAGGAGAUUAUCCAAACUUAUAGACAUAAAAAGCAUGAAAUAGAGAAUUAUUGCCAAGAAAUAAUGAGUCAAUUGCAAAUCAUGGAUAGAUGGAUUAAAUCCAUCACAUUUACAGAAACAAAUAAGAGAUUUAUUAUGCGUAAAAUGCCAUUAUUAUGUUGGGCAACAAAUAUGCAAUCGGCAAAACCUUUUAACUUUGAUGAAUUUCCCCAAAUAUUACCAGAAAAUAAUGCUCUUGAUUUACUUAGACAUAUGAAACAUUUUAUACUUAGUGGUUAUGUACCUGAUAGUCUACCUAAUUAUAGAAAAGAUUCAGAUUCCACUGGAAAUGAUCACUGUGCACUAAAUGACUUUUCUGAAAAGAAACUUACUUGUGAAAAUGAAUCAGAAUCAUUUUCUACAACCCAACUAAGUCCUUCAUCUUAUAUGAAUCUUUUAUUUGAAAUUAUUCCAGAUUUACCAAAGAUAGAUAUAAACUCUACAACAUAUUCUAAUAUAAAUAAAGAUAUUCACUACCCUAAAACCUCGAGACGAAAAACUGCUAAACGUGAACGAAUUUUUAAUAUAGUUAAUACUGAUGCUAAAGAUAAUAAACUUACUAAAACAUCUAGUAGUGAAUGUUCACAUUCAGAUACAACUAUAAAUGACAAUUUACAUAUAAACUUGAAUAAAAUUGAAAAUUUAUCACCUGAAUAUAUUAACUCAAAAUGUUUGAAAUUUCCCAAAAAUGACGGUAUCUUACAAACAUAUUUAUCUAAUGGAACAAGUGAAUUUAAUCAGUUUUAUAGCCCAUUAACGAGAAAAUCUUUAAAUAUAAAUGAUGAGCUGAUAAAUACUGAAGAGCAUCCUAAAACUACAAAUUUAGAAGAUUUUGCAAUGUCGCCAAAUUUAUCAAGAACAACAUUAAAUUCAAAUCAGCCAUCUUUAAGUCCUUCAAUUUUUAGUUCACUUAAAUCUAAUAAUUUAGUUACACCCGAUUAUAUGCAAAGUGGUAGUAAUACUGAAACCAUAAAAUCUAAAACAAAACAAUACUUUUAUUCAUCUACAGAUUGUGUUAAUUCUUCAGAAAUAAAAAUGCAUCAAUUAAAUUCAAAUUUAGAAUAUUUACAACAGAUACCAAAACAAUCAACUUACAAUAGCUCAAAUUUCGAACAAAUUGCAGAAUAUAAUCAAAAUAGUAAUAAUAAAUCAUUUUCAACUCAAACGAAUUUUAAUGAACUUAUAGAUCCACACACAGGACAAUUAAAAACUCAAAAUCAUUGCACAUUUAAUUCUUAUCCUAUAUAUGGGGAUUUAAGUGGUGAAACUUCAACUCUAGAACAAAAAAGAUCUCUUUUACUACAAAAAAAACGUGAGAGAGAGAGUACUAGAAGAGCAUUAAAAAAAAGCAACAAUACAUUAUCAUAUUCUGUUGGUUCAACUGAAGUUUCCCAGAGUGAUUUUCAGUACCAAUGUAAUAAAGUGCAACAAAUUACUGAUAAUUCAAUUAACCAAUUUCAAUCCGGUAAUAAUGACUUAAUAUUUAAAAACCCUAUUGAUAAUCAAUACCAAAACACUCAAUAUCUUCCAAAUCAUGAUUUGAGACAACAAAAAUCUACCCAAGAUAUUAACUUCCAAAACUUGAAAAACCAAAAUAACCCAAACCAAUAUACAGAUACUCCGUAUAAUUUAUGGAGUCAACAAGGUAUAAAAAAAGUUCCUCAGAAGCAACCAUAUCCAGGUACAAUUUACUAUGGAUAA